Molecule: messenger RNA, 507 nt
Organism: Ogataea angusta
Lineage: Eukaryota; Fungi; Ascomycota; Pichiomycetes; Pichiales; Pichiaceae
Exons: 2
Coding region: 1-507 (168 amino acids)
Source: RefSeq, a predicted model, not a curated record
AUGCGUCUCCUGUCCGCUAUCAACAACUGGCUCGUUCUAGACGAGUCCGACAACGCUAGGAACAGAGACAUCGUGCCCAUCCCCGUGCACCGCCGCAGAUGGAAGCUUGACGGGUUUGUGUCGUACUGGGCCAUCAGCUCGAUUGAUUGUAGUUGGAAACCUGCUAAUCUCCGUUUCGGCUCUGGUGAACAGUAUCUACGGCACCAAGUACCACAUUGGCUAUUCUGUGUUCCAGCGCGUGGUUUUCGGAGUGAAGGGUUCUGUGGUCGGUGUGCUCGUCAGAUCCAUUCUGUCGGUGAUGUGGUUUGCGUACCAGGCGUGGCUGGGCGGCCUGUGCGUCAACAUCGUGCUGAGCUCGUGGAGCCAGUCGUAUCUGAACAUGACGAACACGCUUCCCGACUCCGUCCCGAUGACGACUCAGGAGCUGAUUGGGUACAUUGUAUACCUGCUAAUCAGCGUGCCUGUGCUCAUGGUGCCCCCAGAAUACUACUCACCGUUCCUCGCUAG